AUGAGCGCAGAAUUGGCCAACAUGUGCAAGGCUAUCAACAAUGCCAGUAGAGCAGGAAAGAGACAGCUCCUCCUGAAGUUCUCAACAGAGGAGAUGCGUAUGUUUCUUCUCCAGAUGCUGAAGUACGGCUAUAUCUCAGGGUUUUCCUAUAUACAUGACAAAAGAAGUGGAAAGAGCAUUAUCGACCUGAACGGCAGGCUUAACAGAUGCGGAGCUAUUUCUCCUAACUACAUCGUUAAGCGAGAUGGGAUUGAGAACUUCAGAGAGAGGCUUCUUCCUGCUAGACAGUUCGGACAUGUCCUGUUCAAUACAUCCAAAGGUAUCCUCGACCACAAGGAAUGUCUGACAGAAAAUGUUGGAGGAAGAAUCCUUGGAUACUUCUAUUAA
This is a messenger RNA of Encephalitozoon intestinalis ATCC 50506, 387 nucleotides long. Its product is annotated as 40S ribosomal protein S22. Gene Ontology annotation, cellular component: ribosome; cytosolic small ribosomal subunit. Lineage: Eukaryota; Fungi; Microsporidia; Unikaryonidae. The record is from RefSeq and is a predicted model, not a curated record. The transcript has a single exon. Gene Ontology annotation, molecular function: structural constituent of ribosome. The coding region runs from base 1 to 387 and encodes 128 amino acids. Gene Ontology annotation, biological process: translation.